Molecule: messenger RNA, 927 nt
Organism: Anoplopoma fimbria (sablefish)
Lineage: Eukaryota; Metazoa; Chordata; Actinopteri; Perciformes; Anoplopomatidae
Product: olfactory receptor 13C2-like
Biological process (GO): G protein-coupled receptor signaling pathway
Cellular component (GO): membrane
Molecular function (GO): G protein-coupled receptor activity; olfactory receptor activity
Source: RefSeq, a predicted model, not a curated record
AUGGAUGAUGGUAUAAAUGCAACGUAUAUAACUCUUGAUGGGCAUGUAGAAGUAAGCAAAUACAGAUAUGUUUAUUUUUUUAUUAUAUUCACAUUAUAUAUUCUUAUAAUAUGCAGUAAUUCUACUAUUGUGUACCUUAUUUGGAUACACAAAAACCUCCAUGAGCCUAUGUACAUUUUCAUUGCAGCCUUGUUAGUGAACUCCAUUGUUUUAAGCACUGCUGUCUACCCAAAGCUUCUGGUUGACUUUUUAUCUGAAAAACAGAUCAUAUCUUAUUCAGCCUGUCUCUUUCAGUUUUAUUUAUUUUACGCUGUAGGCAGUUCAGAAUUCUUACUGUUGUCAGCCAUGUCUUAUGACAGGUAUGUGUCUAUAUGUAAACCUCUACAAUACCCAACUAUAAUGAGAAAAAACACUGUUAGUAUUAUCCUUUUUUUUGCAUGGCUUCUGCCUGCUUGUCAUAUUGCAGUCCCAACAAUACUGAGCGCUGAAACAAAACUGUGUAACUUUAUUUUAAAAGGAAUAUUUUGUAACAAUGCAAUUUACAGACUUCAAUGUGUAACAUCAGGAGUUAUCACUAUAUUUGGCUUUGUUAGUUUAUUAGAUCUUGCAGUUCUGCCUAUGCUCUUCAUAAUAUUUACAUACACAAAAAUACUUAUAAUAACCUAUAAGAGUUGUAAAGAAGUAAGGAAAAAAGCUGCGGAGACCUGUUUACCCCACCUUUUGGUUUUAAUCAGUUUUUCCUGUUUGAGUGUAUACGAUGUCACUGUAGCUCGAGUGGAAUCCAACUUCCCAAAAACUGCACGCUUAAUAAUGAUGUUGCAAAUAAUUUUGUAUCAUCCUCUAUUUAAUCCGAUAAUAUAUGGACUAAAAAUGAAAGAAAUCUCUAAACACCUGAAAAGGUUGCUCUGUCAAGCCAAACUGAUGUAA